AUGACGUGCCACGACGUCAGCCAUGCCUGGACGACACUCUGCCCAAAGAGGGCAAUAAUACCGACGCGAUGUGCGCUGACGUCACUCGCUCUCAGACAACGACUUCAGAGGAGAACGACGACCGAGGCACGCCCAUACCCUGCGGCAGUUUGGUUCUUCACGCAACGCCAACAGCAAUGUCAGACGCCAUCAGAGGUACAAGGACGGGGUUACUUCUUCUCGGCACUGCGGAAAAACUUCCCUCCCAACGCAACGUCCCGAUCGGACCACCGUGAUCGGCCACCUCAGCGGUCUCAAGGAACGCCGUACAAGAUCCCCGCUCAUUCAGAUCCGAACCAAGCCGUGUUGGCCCCGAGGUCACGGCAUAAAGUUGUUUACUACCGCUUCCAACUCCCGUCGCCGCCGCUGGACGGCAGCCCCAACUCAACUCUGGUGGUCUCCGACCUCGAGAAGCUCUCCGUGGUCGGCCACGGCGGUGGCGGCACGGUCUACAAGGUCCUGUCGCCACACCUCUUCGCCCUCAAGGUCCUCCGCCUCGAUAGGAACGCCGUCGACGCCGGGCAGCAGGCGGCUCGCGAGGUCGAUAUUUUGAUGCGAGUCGACUCUCCCUACGUCGUCCAGUGUCACGGCGUGGUUAGGGGCGGUGACGAUCGGAUUUGCUUGGUCAUGGAGUACAUGGCCAGCGGUUCGCUCCGGGACUUGCUGCUAGCUCGUCGGAGCUUGCCGGAGGAGGUCAUCGCAGUGGUGGCCAGGAGGGUGCUGGAGGGGCUGCGAUACCAGCACGGCCUGGGUAUCGUGCACCGGGACAUCAAGCCGGCGAACCUGUUGGUGAGCGAGCGGGGAGAGGUGCAGAUCGCGGACUUCGGGGCGAGCCGGAUGGCGCGGGCGCCGGAGGGAGACGAGCCGUGCAUGGGCACCUGCGCGUACAUGAGCCCCGAGCGGUUCGACUCCGAGGGGUUCGGCGGAGGAGGAGUUGGAGGGGAGUUCGCUGGCGACGUCUGGGGUGUCGGGAAGCGCCCCGAAUGGGCCUCGUUGAUGUGCAUGGUGUGCUUCGACAGCCAGCCGGAGGUGUCGGAGGCCGCGUCGCCAGAGUUCCGGAAUUUUGCCCGCAGGUGCCUGGAGAAGGAACCGAGGAAGAGAGGAACGGUGGAGGAGAUGCUAAGCCACCCUUUUGUCGCCUACUGCAGCACAACCGAGGAGGGUUUAGUCGAUGCAAGUCUUCGUGUUAGAGAGGUGUAA
Molecule: messenger RNA, 1239 nt
Organism: Musa acuminata subsp. malaccensis (wild Malaysian banana)
Lineage: Eukaryota; Viridiplantae; Streptophyta; Magnoliopsida; Zingiberales; Musaceae
Source: RefSeq, a predicted model, not a curated record